AUGCUUUGCAAAAAGUCGUCUGGGAAGUUUUGUUGUGAAAAGACUCAGAAGCACAGAAUGGGUUUCCAUACCUUAUCGACGAAAGCUCCAAAGAGUGUAGGUAAACUGUGCCCAAGAAAUAGCCGACUUGACUCGAGGAGCUUUCAGGCCAAAGAUCCCGGGCUGGUUUCGCUUGUGUUUGAAAUUGACAAUGCAAAACAGAAGCUGUGCAUUCCCAAGCACUUAAAGAGGAAAGAAUGGUGUAUUUCCUUGGAUAAAACAAGGUUUUGUGAAAUAUUGCUAAAUAUACUCACUGGCCAGCCGAGCAGUGGGAAUGGAAAAUCUCCACGGCUUGACUUACCUUUUGAGCAAGCGCAAAAUUCCGGCAAUUUGGCUGACAAUUCCUGCUGUUUAUUUGACAUUCGAGCAGAUUCUCCAAGCUCAGCCUCAGAUUUAAAUAAUGAUAAGGCUGAACAACCAAGUAAGAAAUUAAGAAGCAAUUCUGGACAGGCAACAAGUGCAUCGAGUGAGUAUGGCAGCGAUUCUGGAGGGACGUUAUUCACAAAGGAUGAUGCCAAUUUUAUUUUUGAUAUGCAGCAGGAUGGGCUGAAUCCAUUACACACCAAUUAUUCC
Molecule: messenger RNA, 612 nt
Organism: Vittaforma corneae ATCC 50505
Lineage: Eukaryota; Fungi; Microsporidia; Nosematidae
Exons: 1
Source: RefSeq, a predicted model, not a curated record